Messenger RNA from Seminavis robusta, 1284 nucleotides. The record is from the annotation of a GenBank genome assembly. NCBI's taxonomy places the organism in Eukaryota, Bacillariophyta, Bacillariophyceae, Naviculales, Naviculaceae.
AUGAACAUCUAUGCCGUAAUCCUUCUUUUAGUGUCACUGCAAGUGGCAACGGCCCAGGUCCUGCCACCCGAAAAGAUCUGCAAGGGACCACCUAUCACCUUUACAAAGCCAAACUUUGCUGACUGGUCUGACCCAGCUAAUCAGGAUGCCAUCUCGCCAUCGGUUACCCUUACGAGAGCAGACCACUGGCCUCUGCUCAAUGUGGCUCUGGGUCAAACUCCUCGAGAUGUACAGAAUCCUUCUGGUGUUUCGUUUGCCGUCGGAUCCACCACUGACACAAAUUUGGUGUUUCAGAGCUUUACAAGGGCCCAUCAAGGUUGGAUUGGUGAAAUGUUCACUACAAAUUAUGGGACUGAUGUUACCAAUGUGAUGGUGAUGUAUUUACAGGCAGAGGAUUUGUAUGUCGACUUGACAUUUCAAUCCUGGUCCAAAGGGCGUGAUGGUGGAGGCUUCAGUUACACACGUUCCACUUGUUGCCAGCUUGGUGGCUGUGGUUCUGCAAUGUCAGGAGACCCUCAUGUCAUGUCUUGGUCAGGAGAAUGGUUUGAUUACCAUGGUCAAUGUGAUUUGAAGCUCAUGCAUGUUCCCAACUUCCAAGGAAAAGAUGAUUUGGACGUUCAUGUCCGUACCACUGGACGAUAUCUGUACAGCUACAUUGAAACUGUUGCUGUCCGUAUUGGCAGCGAGACCAUGGAAGUAUCCAGUUGGGGUGAAUACUCCAUCAACGGAGUAGAGAAUGCCAUGAUCAAGUCUCAGGGAAGUACGGCACUCAGGAAGAGCAUUGCUAUUUCCCAAAUUGGAGGAUACCCCAUCUUUCAUAUGCAAACCAAUCCAAAGACUCACCGCUUCGACAUCAUGAUCACGGGUAGUUCCAACAUCACUAUGAGCAUCUUGAAGGACAUUGUCAGUGUCAGGGUCCAUAAUCCAACGAAAGCAGACUUUGGAAAUGUGGUUGGGCUGUCGGGUGACUUCACUGGUCGUUUGCUGGCCAGAGAUGGUGUCACUGACUUGAGUGGAGACAUCAAUGCGUUGGGACAAGAGUGGCAGGUUCGUGAUGAUGAGCCCAUGCUUUUCCAGGCUGUGAGGGCUCCCCAGUACCCAGCCAAGUGCAUCCUUCCUGGCAUGACCAAGAAGGAAGCCCGUCGUCUCGGUGAGGGUAUUGCUGAAGAAGAUGCCAAGGUUGCUUGUGAUCAUUUGAGAGAUGAUGCACAUGCCUUUGCCAAUUGUAUCUACGAUGUUACUGCCACCAAUGAUCUUGACCAAGCCAUGAGUGGCGCUUUCUAG